Vigna unguiculata (cowpea) is the source of this 1522-nucleotide messenger RNA. Its product is annotated as transcription factor MYB61-like. Lineage: Eukaryota; Viridiplantae; Streptophyta; Magnoliopsida; Fabales; Fabaceae. The record is from RefSeq and is a predicted model, not a curated record.
GAAAGGUUCACCCCUCAGUGUUGUGGGGUGAGAAGCUACCAAAAACUACAAAUGGGAAGACAUUCCUGCUGUUACAAGCAGAAACUUAGGAAGGGUCUGUGGUCACCAGAGGAGGAUGAAAAACUUCUGAGGCAUAUUACUAAGUACGGUCAUGGUUGUUGGAGCUCGGUUCCUAAGCAAGCAGGUUUGCAUAGGUGCGGCAAGAGCUGCAGGCUUCGCUGGAUCAAUUAUCUGAGGCCUGAUUUGAAGAGAGGUACAUUUUCACAAGAGGAGGAAAACCUUAUCAUUGAACUUCAUGCAGUGUUAGGGAACAGAUGGUCUCAAAUUGCAGCACAAUUGCCUGGGAGGACUGACAAUGAAAUAAAGAAUCUGUGGAAUUCUUGCCUAAAGAAGAAACUGAAGCAAAGAGGUAUAAACCCUGUGACACAUAAGCCACUGUCAGAGGUUGAGAAUGGUGAGGAGGACAAAACAAGGAGCCAAGAAUUUUCCAAUGAAUUGAACCUCUUGAAUUCUGAGAGCUUCAAGUCAGAUGAAGGGUCCUAUGAGCAGAGAGCAUCUUCGAUUGCCCCCAAAGCCUAUGAGAUGGAAGGUUCCUGCAGCUCUAAGAUUAAGACCAAAAACGACACCAACUUGAUAACCAAUUGUUCCAACAAAGACUUGUUCCUAGACAGCUACACCACUACUUGCCAACCCUCAGAUUUGAUGGGAAAUUACCCUCUUCAGAUGACUGAUACUCUCCCAACCAAUUCAGACUUCCCAACCAAUUCAGACUCCAGCCAUUGGUUCAGUCCAACUGCAAGACCCAUUGAUAUAAACUCUGAGUUUACUUCCGAUGUUAUGUCCAUUCUUCCACCUACAACAGCCUCAUUUCUCCCUAGCACUUCUUUUUGCUACAAGCCAUCACUUGCCGUCCCUCCAGAAGAUAUUUCAGCACCUUCUUUUGCUCUGAAUGGACCCAAUUACAGGGAACCCAGUGCCUCCAACAACAGCAAUGGCAGCAACACAAGUGAUGGCAGCAGAGAGUUCACAAGUAGCAAGAACAGUGUUCUUUCUUCGUGGGGACUGACAGAAGAAGCCAAGUGGUCUGAGUACCUCCACAACCCAAUGUUGAUGCUGGCAGCUCCUGAAUCAUUGUGCAACCAAACUAGGCCAGCCACACAUUUGGUACCUGAUAACACUUUAGGGUCCAUAAUUUCUGGUUCCAAGGAGCAACACCAGUCACAAACUUCUACCAUCUUUUCCAAGGACAUCCAAAAGCUAACAGCAGCCUUUGGACAUAUAUAAUAGCAUCAGGAUUUGAUAUAAUGAAAAAUUUUAGAAGGGGUUCCAAGGGAUUUAUUUAUGUUCUCAGUACAGGUGUGUGAAACAACAGAUUAAUUUUGCUCAUGUAUAUAAGCCAGGUCCGUCACAAAAACAUUUCAUUUUGGUAAUUUUUAUUGUGAGCCAACUCAUCUGUCUUUUUACCUUCUCCUGUUUGGGUGGAAUAUAAUUGCAGAAUAAUAAGGAUUGCUCUGCUUUGUUC